Molecule: messenger RNA, 306 nt
Organism: Protopolystoma xenopodis
Lineage: Eukaryota; Metazoa; Platyhelminthes; Monogenea; Polystomatidea; Polystomatidae
Source: the annotation of a GenBank genome assembly
AUGCUAACCCUAACCUUUCCUCUCGUUCCACAGUUGGCAGUCGGCCUGCCGCCCCACUGGACCAGCUGCACAUUCUCACUUGUCUACUCGACCGCGCGUGACGGCUUCAGCUUGAGCACGCUCUAUCGAAAGGUGCGCUAUGUGCAGGGUGGACAGCUUUUACUGAUCCGAGACACACUGGGCGGUGUAUUCGGCGCCGUCAUGUCUGAGCGCAUGCAUUGCAGCCCCCACUUUUAUGGGACUGGCGAGAGCUGUGUCUUUCAUUGGAAGCCUGACUUCCAGGUUCGAUUCCGUUGUGUGUACUGA